AUGACAUUUGCUUGCUUGAACAAUUUUGCACCAAAUUAAAGAAGAAAAAGUAAUUAAUUUAUAGAUUUUAUAGAGUUUGGAGUAACAAAAAAUAAGAUUUUUUACAGAUCUAGCAGAGGUACUAACGACAAUCAAUAUCAUAGGAGCAAUUUUAUUUUAGAGAUGA
Molecule: messenger RNA, 166 nt
Organism: Paramecium octaurelia
Lineage: Eukaryota; Ciliophora; Oligohymenophorea; Peniculida; Parameciidae
Source: the annotation of a GenBank genome assembly